AUGCAACGGGGUGCGGGCAACCGGGCUGGGAGUUCUCCCGAGGAAAAGCCAAGUGAAGUGGGGGACCCGGCGGUGGUGACAACGGUAAACCUAGCCCUUAAGCAGCCUGGAAAGAGGCUAGAGCAUCAAGGAAUUAGAAUUGAAUUUGUAGGUCAAAUUGAACUUUUCAAUGACAAGAGUAAUACUCAUGAGUUUGUAAACCUAGUGAAAGAACUAGCCUUACCUGGAGAACUGACUCAGAACAGAAGUUAUGAUUUUGAAUUUAUGCAAGUUGAAAAGCCAUAUGAGUCAUACAUCGGUGCCAAUGUCCGCCUGAGGUAUUUUCUUAAGGUGACGAUUGUGAGAAAGUUGACAGACUCAGUGAAAGAGUACAAUCUUAUCGUUCAGCAGCUUGCUACCUAUUCUGAAGUCAACAACUCUAUUAAAAUGGAAGUGGGCAUUGAAGAUUGUCUGCACAUAGAGUUUGAAUAUAAUAGGUCAAGGUAUCAUUUAAAGGAUGUGAUUGUUGGGCAAAUUUACUUCCUAUUAGUAAGAAUAAAAAUACAACACAUGGAGUUACAACUGAUCAAGAAAGAGAUCACAGGAAUCGGACCCAGCCUCACAACAGAAACAGAAACAGUCGCUAAAUACGAAAUAAUGGAUGGUGCACCCGUGAAAGGAGAAUCUAUUCCAAUAAGAUUGUUCUUAGCAGGAUAUGACCCGACUCCCACAAUGAGAGAUGUGAACAAGAAGUUUUCAGUAAGGUGCUUUUUGAACCUGGUGCCUGUUGAUGAGGAAGACAGAAGGUACUUCAAGCAACAGGAGAUCAUCCUGUGGAGAAAAGCUCCUGAAAAACUGAGGAAACAGAGAACGAACUUUCACCAGCGGCUUGAAUCUCCAGAAUCCCAGGCACCUGGGGAACAGCCCGAGAUGUAAACAGAAUAGGACAAA
This is a messenger RNA of Myodes glareolus (Bank vole), 930 nucleotides long. The record is from RefSeq and is a predicted model, not a curated record. Lineage: Eukaryota; Metazoa; Chordata; Mammalia; Rodentia; Cricetidae.